Molecule: messenger RNA, 594 nt
Organism: Neohortaea acidophila
Lineage: Eukaryota; Fungi; Ascomycota; Dothideomycetes; Mycosphaerellales; Teratosphaeriaceae
Product: acyl-CoA N-acyltransferase
Exons: 1
Coding region: 1-594 (197 amino acids)
Molecular function (GO): acyltransferase activity, transferring groups other than amino-acyl groups
Source: RefSeq, a predicted model, not a curated record
AUGACCGACGCCUGGGCCUCGAAACGCCUGGUCUAUCGCGCGGUGGAAAAGGGCGACCACGAUGCGCUUCUCAAAACCCUCGACUCCGACGCGGAGUCCUUCAUCAACAUCUCCAGCGCUCUCCCGGCGCCGCUAGGCAAAAAGGACAUGGAGGAGUACUACGAGUAUCUCCAAAAGAAAUUGCUGGCCGUGGCGAUCUGCCUCCCGGCCCCGCCAGUCAGCAAUACUCAAGACGGCGGCACACCCCCGCAGCCGAUCCCCAUUGGUGUCAUCAGUUUAGAAGAGAUCCCUGCGCGCCACCACCAGCAUCGCGGAAGUGAGAUUGCCGUCAACGUCGUCAAGGAGUACCGCGGGAAAGGGUACGGGACGGAGGCGAUCGAGUGGGCAUUGGAUUGGGGCUUCGAGUACGCCGGCCUGCAUCGAAUCGGAAUUGUGGCUUUUGCGUAUAAUGCGGGUGCUGUGCGGCUGUAUGAGCGGAUGGGGUUUGCGCGCGAGGGCGUCAAGCGGGACUGCAUUUAUUCCAAGGGCAGGUUUUGGGAUGUCGUGUUGCUUUCGAUGUUGGAGGAGGAGUGGCGGGCACGGGGGAAGAAGUGA